UCCUUCCCUUACAGAUAAUUAUAAUGACCUUCACAGUGCUGCUCUACGCUUUCGAUUACUUAGACAACAGGGUUUCAAUGUCUCUUGUGAUGUGUUUAACAAGUUCAGGGAUAGCAAUGGGCAGUUUAAUGAAACACUUAAGAAUGAUAUACAAGGAAUAUUAAGCUUAUAUGAAGCUGCAUAUCUCAGAGUCCAUGGAGAAGAUAUACUAGAGGAAGCGCUUGCCUUUUCUACAGUUCAUCUUAAGUCCAUAGCUAAUGCCCAUACGCGAUCUCCUUUUGCUGCACAAGUAAGUCGUGCAUUAAAGCAACCAAUACGCAAGGGCUUGCAAAGGCUGGAGUCAAGGCAUUAUAUCUCCAUGUACCAAGAAGAUGCUUCCCACAAUGAAGUACUACUGACCUUUGCAAAGUUGGAUUUUAACGUCUUGCAAACUUGCAAAAGAUGCAUCGGGAGGAGUUGAGAUAUAUCUCAAAGUGGAGGAAAGAUUUAGACCUCAAAACAAAGCUCCCCUUCGUACGCGACAGAGUGGUAGAGUGCUACUUCUGGACAAUAGGAGUGUAAUUUGAGCCCCAAUAUAGUCUUGCCAGAAGGUUUUUAACCAAAGUAAUUGCAAUAUCAUCAGUUAUAGAUGAUAUUUACGAUGCAUAUGGUACACUUGAAGAACUUAUAAUCUUUACCAGUGCAAUUCAAAGGUGGGACAUUGCUUGCAUGGAUCAACUCCCAGAGUACAUGAAAUUGUGUUACAUGGCACUUUUAGAUAUUUAUGACGAAAUGGAGAGAGAGUUAUCCGAGCAAGGAAGUUCUUCCUACAUUCACUAUGCCAAAGAUGAAAUGAAGAAAUUAGUCCAAGCCUACUUAGUUGAAGCCAAUUGGAUGAAUAAAGAUUAUAUACCAACAAUGGAUGAGUACAUGAGCAUCGCUCUAGUAACUUGUGGUUACUCUCUUCUUACAACCACAUCUUUUAUUGGCAUGGGAGAUAUUUCAACAAAGGAUGUGUUUGACUGGUCUUCUAAUGGCCCUAAAAUUGUUAGAGCUGCAUCUGUUAUUUGCAGGCUCAUGGAUGACAUUGUUUCUCAUGAGUUUGAGCAAGCAAGAGGACAUGUUGCCUCUGCUGUUGAGUGCUACAUGAAGCAAAAUGGAGUAUCAGAAGAAGCAACACGAGAUGAGUUCAAUAAACAAAUAGUUAGUGCUUGGAAGGACAUCAACGAGGCAUGUCUUAAACCCACUGAAGUACCAAUGCCUAUUCUUACACGUGUAGUUAAUCUCGCACGUGUGAUAGACUACUUAUACAAGGACGGGGAUGAAUAUACUCACACAGGAGAAUUGAUGAAAAGUAGCAUUACAUCGGUGUUCAUAGAUCGUGUGCAAAUAUGAUCUUACAAGAGGAGUUUACCUAUUUUCUAUUUCUUACUAUUGUAUCUGAAGUGUAUGAUACAAUCAUACAUUGAUUUAUGCCUCAAAAGUCAAAAAAACUAUGUUUAAUUUUGAUUUACAAGUUAAAACCAUAAGCUUAAUUUUGUUUGGUUUA
Messenger RNA from Jatropha curcas, 1528 nucleotides. Lineage: Eukaryota; Viridiplantae; Streptophyta; Magnoliopsida; Malpighiales; Euphorbiaceae. The record is from RefSeq and is a predicted model, not a curated record.